This is a messenger RNA of Dracunculus medinensis (Guinea worm), 1458 nucleotides long. The record is from the annotation of a GenBank genome assembly. NCBI's taxonomy places the organism in Eukaryota, Metazoa, Nematoda, Chromadorea, Rhabditida, Dracunculidae.
AUGACAUUCAUGGCCUCUUCUACUGAUUUUCCAUCGAAUCAACUUCUUGGAAAUGCUGCUUUGCAUGCAUUUCUUGCAGCAGUUGCUGCUGUACAACCGUAUGAACGAGUGCGAAAUAUUUUGCAACUGAAAGAUGGAAAAUUAGUGUUUGGAAGACGAAUAUUAAAUGUAAAUAAAAAUAUAUAUUUGGCAGCAUUUGGUAAAGCAGGAUUGGGUAUGGUGCAAGGUGCAGAAGAUGCUCUUGGUGAUAAUAUCAUUGAAGGAAUUGCAAGUGUGCCUCGAGGAACGAUGAAAACUAUAUCCAAAUCUUACCAUCCAAAGACUCAGUUUUUUGAAGGCGCAACGAAUAAUUUACCCGACAAUGAUGCAUGUUUAAAUGCAGCAAAGAUUGAAUUAAUGGCAAGAAAGCUGCGAAGUGCGGAUGAUAUUUUUCUUGUGUUAAUUUCAGGUGGUGGAUCUGCGCUUUUGCCCGCUCCAGUAUUUCCUAUCACUUUGGAAGAAAAGUUACAGAUAACUAAAUUGAUGGCAAACCAUGGGGCUGAUAUUAAACAAUUGAAUAUCGUUCGCAGAGCUUUAUCUCGUCUGAAAGGCGGUAAAUUGGCCCAAAUUGCAAAUCCUGCGAAGGUAUUAUCGAUAAUUAUUUCCGAUGUAAUCGAUGACCGAUUAGAACUAAUAGCAAGCGGACCAACAGUUUUACGAGAAUUCAGUGGAAAUGAUCAUGAACCAAUUGAAAUCUUACAAAAAUUAAACGUUUUGAACGAGAUACCUACGAAUGUACGAAAUUUUUUGAGCAGUUUGGACUUUGAACCUUCAGAAAAAUAUCAAGGCAUCAAUGUAUUAAAUAUAAUCGUGGCAAAUAAUAAAACUGCAAUUAAUAAAAUCAAAGAAAUACUUGAAAUGAACGGUUUUGUGUGCCAUAUCGUAAGCACCAUGAUUGACGAAAAUGCGAGCAAUUUCGGUUACCAGUUGGCCAUUUUAAUUGAAACAAUUUUAAUGGACAAAAGUGGAAAAAGAAGAUUCGCUGCAUUUGAUAUUGCAAAUGCUGAUCUUAAUUAUCCUGAAGCAGACCAACUUGCACUGAUUUUUGGUGGUGAAUGUAAAGUUGAAAUAAUUGGAAAUGGGAAAGGUGGCCGAAAUCAGGAAAUUGUUUUAGCUGCGUUUUGCAAGCUACUUGAGCUCAACUAUGUCACGCUGCUAGGUGAUUUUGCUUUACUGAGUGCUGGUACAGAUGGUCAAGAUGGCCCUACAGAUGCAGCUGGCGCGAUAUUAACAAAAGAAGACUUGGCUUUUGUUCAGAAUGAUAAGAGAUGGAAAAAGAACUAUAUAGACUCGUUCUUGUCUCGGAAUGAUUCAUAUAAUUUCUGGCAGAUUUUUCGUAAUGGAAGCUGCCACCUUAAAACAGGUCCAACUGGUACAAAUGUUAUGGACUUACAAAUAUUAUUGUUUAAAAAAUACUAA